Monopterus albus (swamp eel) is the source of this 1350-nucleotide messenger RNA. It is a transcript of the gene pagr1, whose product is annotated as PAXIP1 associated glutamate-rich protein 1. Gene Ontology annotation, molecular function: nuclear estrogen receptor binding. Gene Ontology annotation, cellular component: MLL3/4 complex. The coding region runs from base 357 to 1199 and encodes 280 amino acids. Gene Ontology annotation, biological process: positive regulation of cell cycle G1/S phase transition; positive regulation of intracellular estrogen receptor signaling pathway. The record is from RefSeq and is a predicted model, not a curated record. The transcript is spliced from 5 exons. NCBI's taxonomy places the organism in Eukaryota, Metazoa, Chordata, Actinopteri, Synbranchiformes, Synbranchidae.
GUUCAGUCCUGUACGUGAUUGCGUACCGCACAGGAAGUCAUUUCAAACGUAGAUCUCUAUUACAAGCACCUUACCUACUGAGGGUUAUUCGGACAGUAUCCACAUGACGUUCAGUCGGUGGAAAUGCGCAGCUAGCAGUACCACAGUUCCUCUAACCUUAAAUCCAAAAUGGCGCUAUGUUUACGCCUCUCCAUAAUCGAUUAUUAUUACUAGCAAGUCUCAUGGAGAUCUUUGCUCACGUUAUUCACUGGAAAAGAUAAUUUAGCCAAGCACUUACCUCAGGCAACAUCAGUCAAGGACAAAACGGGAAUUUGCAGAUCCCGUGACUAUAAAGUUCACCAGCAGUAGUAGGAAGGAUGCAGGCUGAAGCCACAGACUCUUCACUGAGAGAGGGUAUAGAAGCACUGGGUGUGAAGGACACAGAAAAAGCCGCAGCAGGCAAACAGGAAGAAGGCAACACAGAGCAGCAGGACACGGAGAUGCCAGCUGCCACAGAGGAGGAGGACACUACAGUCAAGGAUGAAAAGAGUGGAGAUGCAGAUGCAGCAGAAGGAGAGGAACAGAAGGAUGAACGUCAGGCAAACACAGAACUGGAUGGCAAAGAGGGAAAGCAGGCUGCAGAAGAGGAUGAUGAAUGGGAGCUUGCAUACAGUGACGAGGAAAUGGAGGACCCCAAAAACUGGAUGCCCCCUCCUGUUGAGAUCAAAAGACUCUAUGAGCUCCUCGCUAAAGGGGAGAUGCUGGAAAUGAACUUUGUGCCCCUUCCUAGAAGGCCCCCUACACCUGAACGUACCCCCUCACCUGAAAGAGAUGACGAGGAAGAAGCAGCAAAGGAGAGAGAGAGGAAAGAGAGAGAACGCAAGCCUCCAACACCAACUGAGUUUGACUUUGAUGAAGAGCAAAUGCAAAGUACUCCGAAAAAUGCCUUCAUCAACAGGCGCCGAACACCAGGCAUGACAGACAGAUCUUCAGCCCGCUCCUCUGUGAAGAGGGAAGCCCGGCUGGACAAAGUUCUCUCAGACAUGAAGCGCCACCGCAAAAUUGAAGAGCAGAUCAUGCGGACAGGGCGAGAUCUCUUCAAGAGCGACAAGAAGUUGGAGGAAGCCCUGUCUCCGAAUAGCCAGAAGGAGCGGGAAAAGGAGAGGGAACGAGACAGCAACCCCAGUACUAUCUUUUCCCCGAGACAGAGGAGAUACUGAAGUAUUAUGAGAUGAGGACUUGUCCAGAGGCAGAUAAGGCCAAGAGCUUUCCAAGACGUUCAAAAAAACUAGACAUUUUUUUAAUGUAACAAGUUUUGUAUGUUUUCUAUGUGUGUUUUGUAUGAUGGCAAUAAACAUGAAUCUUGACGAA